This is a messenger RNA of Capsaspora owczarzaki ATCC 30864, 1051 nucleotides long. Its product is annotated as small GTP-binding protein Rab4. Gene Ontology annotation, cellular component: endosome. The record is from RefSeq and is a predicted model, not a curated record. The transcript is spliced from 5 exons. Gene Ontology annotation, biological process: regulation of endocytosis; Rab protein signal transduction. The coding region runs from base 43 to 708 and encodes 221 amino acids. NCBI's taxonomy places the organism in Eukaryota, Filasterea, Ministeriida, Capsasporidae. Gene Ontology annotation, molecular function: GTP binding; GTPase activity.
UGCUUGUUUUAUUUUUUUUUCAUACUAACAUAUUAGUUAAAAAUGAGCGAAGGCUACGAUUAUCUGUUCAAGUUCCUUGUGAUUGGCAAUGCUGGCGUCGGCAAGUCUUGCGUCCUGCACUCCUUCCUCGAGGGCAAGUUUAAGCAGGAGUCAUCGCACACCAUUGGUGUCGAGUUUGGCUCCAAGAUUGCCAAGCUCGGCGGCAAGACCGUCAAGCUUCAGAUCUGGGACACUGCUGGCCAGGAGCGCUUCCGCUCGGUCACCCGCUCGUACUACCGCGGCGCUGCUGGCGCUUUGCUCGUCUACGACAUUACCAACCGCGAGUCCUACAACGCUCUUGCCAACUGGCUGACAGACGCGCGCACUCUCGCUAGCCCAGACAUUGUUAUCAUCCUUGUUGGCAACAAGAAGGAUCUCGAGGACGACCGAGAGGUCACCUUCCUCGAAGCUAGCCGAUUUGCUCAAGAGAACGACAUUCUUUUCUUGGAAACUUCCGCUCUUACCGGCGAGAACGUCGACGAGGUCUUCAUGAAGUGCGGUCGUAACAUCCUUUCCAAGAUUGAGUCUGGCGAGCUCGACCCCGAGAAGAUGGGCUCUGGCAUUCAGUAUGGCGAUAACAAGAACGUCAAGGCACCGCUUGGCAACGCUGAGCGAACGGUCGAUCCCGCUGUUACUGGCGGCGCUUCCAAGCCCCCUUGCGCUUGCUGAUUCAGUGUCCGAGCCGAUACUUUCCAUUCACUCCCAUCAUAUCCUUUUCCCCCCCCCCAAAGGUCGCUUUUUUUUUAACAAACUUUGUUUGGUGUUUUGCGUUUGAUUUUUUUGAGUGUUUUUGUUUGGUUGUUCCCUUCCUUUUUUUUUGAGCGCUCCAUUGAUUCGUGCGUGAUUUGUCCUCAAUGUGUGUAUUGUCGAAUCUAUGGAUGUGGUCUGGUUUCCAACUCAAGUUUAUGCUUUGCUUUUUCUAGUUGGGAUGAGAUCUGGGACUGCUCGCUGAAGCAGAAUCGGAGAUUUCAGUUUUCUGCAUCAUUUGGUUGAGCUGUGCAAUAAAACUGGU